Molecule: messenger RNA, 2121 nt
Organism: Myotis daubentonii (Daubenton's bat)
Lineage: Eukaryota; Metazoa; Chordata; Mammalia; Chiroptera; Vespertilionidae
Gene: AURKB
Product: aurora kinase B
Biological process (GO): protein phosphorylation
Molecular function (GO): ATP binding; protein kinase activity
Source: RefSeq, a predicted model, not a curated record
AGGAGAUUUGAAAGGGCCUCGGCGGGAGCGCGGAAGGGGCGAUUCAGUCGUUCGCCGGCGGCCAGGAGGUUGGCUGUGCCACGGACCUCGGCUCUCCUCCCCCUUUCCCUCUAAGGAUGACCCAGAAGGAGAACGCCUACCCGUGGCCCUACGGCCGGCAAACGGCUCAGUGUGGCCUGAACACCCUGCCACAGAGAGUCCUCCAGAAGGACCCUACCACCCCGUCUUCGCUCGUCCUCAUGAGCCGCUCCAAUGCCCAGCCCACAGCUGCCCCUGGCCAGAACAGCAAUGGGACACCCAACUUAAUGCGGUCCUUCACGAUCGAUGACUUUGAGAUCGGGCGUCCUCUGGGCAAAGGCAAGUUUGGAAAUGUGUACUUGGCCCGGGAGAAGAAAAGCCGUUUCAUCGUGGCGCUCAAGGUCCUCUUCAAGUCUCAGAUAGAGAAGGAGGGUGUGGAGCACCAGCUUCGCAGAGAGAUCGAAAUCCAGGCCCACCUACAGCAUCCCAACAUCUUGCGUCUCUACAACUAUUUCUAUGACCGGCGAAGGAUCUACCUGAUUCUGGAGUAUGCCCCCCGCGGGGAGCUCUACAAGGAGCUGCAGAAGAGCCGCACUUUUGACCAGCAGCGAACAGCCACGAUCAUGGAGGAGCUGGCGGACGCGCUGAUGUACUGCCACCAGAAGAAGGUGAUCCACAGAGACAUAAAGCCGGAGAACCUGCUCCUGGGGCUCCAGGGGGAGCUGAAGAUCGCGGACUUUGGUUGGUCUGUACACGCCCCCUCCCUGAGGAGGAAGACCAUGUGUGGCACCCUGGACUACCUGCCUCCAGAGAUGAUUGAGGGGCGCACGCACAAUGAGAAGGUGGAUCUGUGGUGCAUCGGAGUGCUCUGCUACGAGCUGCUGGUGGGAAACCCCCCCUUUGAGAGCGCUUCACACAAUGAAACCUAUCGGCGCAUCGUCAAGGUGGACCUGAAGUUCCCCCCUUCUGUGCCCGUGGGAGCCCAGGACCUCAUCUCCAAGCUGCUCAAACAUAACCCCUCAGACCGUCUGCCUCUGGCCCAGGUCUCAGCCCACCCUUGGGUCCGGGCCCACUCUCGGAGGGUAUUGCCACCCUCGGCCCUUCAGUCCGUCCACUGAAUCGUCCGUCAUUUACUGAGCUGCGUCUGUUUGUAUGUCUGUAUAUAGUAUGUGUAGUUGGAAGGAGGGGGUCUCUGGCUUGUCCCCUUAUCUGUCUCCUGCCUCCUUUUUAUUUAAUAAAGGCUGUAGCUUUUUGUAAUGAUGAGUGCAGGUGUUAUAGGUGGAGACUUUGCUGGGAUGAAGCUGUCCCCUGUGGGAAUAGUUGCCCAGGGAUGCCAAGGAUGGGUACUGGAUUACUGCCCCUGGUAGCACCCUGCCCUCAGCUCUGAUACCGACCUGGUCAGCUCCCAGCCACCUUGUCCCCACUGUCUUUUCUCUCCUCUGCUCUGACUCCCAGGGUCUCGGGGUGCUGGGACCUCGGCUGUACUCUGCUAAGCCUGACCUCUGCCCACCUCUGACUUCUCACUCUCAAUUGUCUGACCUCUAGUCUUUCUCCUGGUUCAGCCCCUGCCAACCUAGGAGCCACUGGACAGUGCUGUCCCUAGCAGUGGUGUUUCCCUGCUCUGGUCAGGAUCUAGUACGAGAGCAAAGAGAAGCAGCACUGAUGGUGUCUCACUCCUGACUAAGGUUUCACUGUUAAGGAUGAUGUUUAUGGUAGGUUUGCCCUCAUUUUACAGUUAAGGCAACUGAGACACAUGAUCUGCCCAAAGUCACACAACUAGCGAGUGGGGUAGCCCAGUUUUAAAACUCCGCAUUUAAUGGAGUAAUGGUGUAAUGCUGCCUUUUCACAGCAAGCACAUUUAUUAUGUAUAUAUGAUGUAUAUAUACGCACACACAUAUUUCACAGAAGUGGAGCAAGAAUUCGUUUUUGCUUUUACUAAACCUUUAUCAGGUUAAGGUGGGACUAUUCUCUUUCUACUUUGCAAAGGGUUUGGUUUUUUUGUAUCAGGUGUUGACUUUCAUCAAAUGUUUUUUCUGUAUUAAUGAUUUGCUCUUCCAAUCAAUGUGGUGAAAUACAUCAAUAAAUGUUCUAAUCUUUAUUUUA